Molecule: messenger RNA, 2346 nt
Organism: Lingula anatina
Lineage: Eukaryota; Metazoa; Brachiopoda; Lingulata; Lingulida; Lingulidae
Product: tRNA endonuclease ANKZF1-like
Biological process (GO): ERAD pathway
Molecular function (GO): protein binding; zinc ion binding; nucleic acid binding
Source: RefSeq, a predicted model, not a curated record
CGUUAACGCUGAUGUGACUCACUGUGUUUCAAGGAUGUGGUGCAACACUUAAUUUGCGAUAAGGUAUAUAACAAGAUUGCAUGCUACGCAGAUGCUAGAUUAUUUCGAUUAUUUUAUGUGUAACCGUACAACUUCACCAUGAAAAACCUUUUUGGGAAACACGUUGCAAUACAGGAAGCUGGAGUGCCUUGCGGUGUUAACCUGUGGGACCAGACCAAGAUUGAAGUCCUGCUGGAAGGACUUAGAUUGGCUGGAACACAGGGUGAAUUCUACUUACAAGAAAAGGAGGACCCUACACAAGAUGAUGCAGACAUAAACGCUGACAAUGUUUUCACAGUCUCUGAGAAAAUGCAGUGUUCCAUGUGCUCGGUCACAUUUGCAGGGAGAUCUGAACAGAAAGAACACUACAAAAGUGACUGGCAUAGGUUUAACUUAAAACAGAGAUUGAAAGAUUUGCCUGCUAUUACAGAGGACACCUUUGAGGAAAUAACUGGAGACAUUUCCAGCUUAUCUGCUUCAAGUGGCGACUCCUCAGAUGAGGAUAUCUCCAUAUCUCUGCCUCCAAAAUCUGAAGAGUCUGUAGCUGAAACAGAGGAUGAUAUUCAAGACAGGAGACAUCCAAAGGUUUUCUUCCAGAAUGCUAAUCAGGAGCUGCUGUCUUUGUACAGAUGUGUGCUUCAUGGAAAGCAGGCUCCAGUGGCCAGCAGCUCAGAGUACGUUCCUGCUGCACUAAAACUGAGAGAUCAGAAGAUGUGGGCAAUGUUUAUGAUAGGGGGCGGCCACUUUGCUGGGGCCAUUUUCAACGAAGGCAAAGUGGUAGCUCACAAAACCUUCCAUCGCUACACUGUCCGCGCCAAACGUGGCACAGCCCAGGAUGCACGAGACGCACAAGGUAACGCACCCAAGUCAGCCGGUGCCACGCUCAGGCGGUACAACAUAGCUGCCCUCACCCAGGACAUCCAGUCACUGAUUGCAACAUGGGAUAACCAGUUGAAAGAGUGCAGCAAGAUAUUUUUACGGGCCCCUGGUAAUAAUAGAAUGAUUUUCUUUGGAGGAAAGUCUGCUCCGUUUAGGAGAAAUGAUCCCAGGAUCAGCUUUAUUCCCUUUGCGACGAGAAGGCCGACAUUUAAAGAACUUCAGCGGGUAUAUCACCUGCUGGCUUGUAUUACUUCUUAUGGACAAGUAGAAGACAUACUCCAAUAUGUUCCCCAGAAGCCACAAGCUAAAUCACUAAAUGAAAGCAAAGAGGAGACCACACCCAAUGCUGAUAGCUCAGAGUUACCAAGGUCUGCUGGAAGCUCACCAUUGAAGAAGAACAGAGAAGGGAAGCAGAGGAAGCAGAAACAGAGGCAGAGAGACCCUGAUGAAGAUCUGGUGUCAUCGUCUUCUGAGGAUGAAGGACCUAUGAGUCUAGUAGAAAUGAGUCUAGUAGAAGAGACACUCACCACUGGAGAUCUGAAAGAGUUUCAAGCAACUAGAAAACCUAGGAGGGCAAAGAAGAGGAAAGAGAAGAAUGAGGAGGCAGUGAAAUCUUCCCCACAUGCACAAGUUGAUCCAUUCUGCAAUAUAAAGGACACUCUGUACACUGCAUGCAAGAUGGGGGACAGUGAAAAGCUGCCUGGCAUUUUUUCACAAUUAGAAGCAGGGCAGCCAUCUUUAACCCAGGAGGAUUUUGGGAAGGUCAUCACCAUGGGAACAUCCUCAACAGAAUGUCCUGUUGAGGGGGAAGCAGAAGUAGAAGCAAAAGAAUUACAGCCUUCUUUAACCAAGGAAAAUCCUAGCAACAGUGCCAAGAAGGAAAUACCUUUACAAGAUCGUAUUGUGGGAGAAGAAAUAAAAACCUCUGACGGGACACUUGCGUCAGUGCUGAACACAUUAGUGGGUGCCCAGCAGGAGACGUUCCUCCACUUAGCAGCCAGGAGUGGUCAUUGCGCUGUGAUAUCUCUACUGCUGGAGGCUGGAGCUGACCCUUCUGUAAAAAAUAGCAAGGGACAACUGCCAUACAAUGUGUCCUCACAGAAAGAAGUAAGAAAUGAGUUCAGAAGAUUUUUGGCCAAAUUUCCUGAAAAAUAUGACUAUGCAGCAGCACAGAUCCCAGGACCCCUUACUAGUGAGAUGGAGGCAGAGAAGAAAGCAAGAGAAGCAGAGAGAAGGAAAGCACAGAAGAAAGCAAAGAGAGAAAGAUUAAAGGAUGUGAAAGCAGCACAGGCACAGCAACAGGCUGAAGAGGCAGAGAAGAAGAGAUUUCUACAGUUAAGUGACAGAGAAAAGAGAGCUCUGGCAGCAGAAAGGAGGUUUGUACAGCAGGUGCAGGACACCAGUGGUGAAAGACCGGUGCUAAGGUAA